Messenger RNA from Cynara cardunculus var. scolymus (artichoke), 503 nucleotides. RefSeq names its product protein YLS3-like. NCBI's taxonomy places the organism in Eukaryota, Viridiplantae, Streptophyta, Magnoliopsida, Asterales, Asteraceae. The transcript has 3 exons. The coding region runs from base 1 to 480 and encodes 159 amino acids. Gene Ontology annotation, biological process: lipid transport. The record is from RefSeq and is a predicted model, not a curated record. Gene Ontology annotation, molecular function: lipid binding.
AUGGCUACAAAAAAAUUUGAGGCAUUUGGUCUAAUCAUGGUCAUGUUAUGGGGUAUUGCCAUGGCUCAAUCAGGGUGCACCACUGCUCUAGUGAGCUUGAGCCCAUGUCUUAGCUAUGUCUCCGGAAACUCAUCGGCCCCAUCAUCUACUUGUUGCUCGCAGCUAGCCAACGUGGUCGUAUCACAACCACAGUGUUUGUGCCCGUUCACUGGCAAUGGUGGUGGCUCACCGAUGGGUUUGAACAUCAACCAGACUUUGGCUUUGGCCUUACCUGGUGCUUGUAACAUCGUGACUCCUCCAAUUAGCCGGUGCGAUGAUGGUGCUAAUGGACCAACAAGUUCUACGCCUUCAGAAAGUGGAACGAAGACAACACCGGGAACAAGUGUUGGCACAUCCGGUGGUGCUACGAAAAACCUUCCAUUUUAUGCCACGUUCGUUCUUUUCUUCGUAGCUACAUUUUCUUCGUACUAUAUCGCUUAAGUUCUCCUAAAAUUUUAUAUUUG